Colletotrichum truncatum is the source of this 1158-nucleotide messenger RNA. RefSeq lists its product as uncharacterized. The record is from RefSeq and is a predicted model, not a curated record. Lineage: Eukaryota; Fungi; Ascomycota; Sordariomycetes; Glomerellales; Glomerellaceae.
AUGGGGCCCCACGAGGACUACCUUGGCGGAGACGAUUUCGCAAUCCGACUUGACCUUGUUAACCGAAUCCGUAUCCUCUGCCACGAUGAAGAUGGUGUCGUUUCGAAGCAAGAUCUGGAAACACUCAAUCAAUCGCACCUCUGGGCACAACUUUUCAUUCUCGAAAUAGAUAUUCUCGAAAGACUCGCCAAAGAUUUACAAGAUGAAGAAAAGAAACAGUCUUUACUCUUUCAUAUACCCACAUACUUGGAAAAAAUCGAACAUCUCGUGUGGUUCUUCACCAAAGGACCCAAGGAAGACUGGCCCAAGGAAGAGUCGAACAUUGAACGAGGUAUCGGGGCGGUAGAAGCGGUUCUGGCUCGUGACGGCUCGCGUUGCGUUUUGACCGGUAAAGAUUAUCCUGAAGUUUGCCAUAUUUGGCCGUUUUGGGCGAUAAACAAAAAGACAAUCGUGCAUGGUGCUCUGAGGACCUUGACCGCCGUCUAUGGAAUACCCUACACGAGGGACCUCAUUCAGUGUCUCACUUCCCCUGACAGUAACAAAGUCGACAGCCCUGAGAAUAUGAUCACCCUAUGUGCUCAACUUCAAAAAUACUGGGAGGCUGGUCUCUUUGCCCUGGAGCCGUAUGGACAAAUAGAGAAACCUGUCAAACCCAAAGUAGCAGAUGGCGAGCAAUCUACAACCACCGCUAGAGACACGCCCGCUCAAAGCUUACCCCCAAGGGCUUCAGCAAGCGUGACAGAGAUGAAGAAGGGAAAGCAAGCCCCCGAAAUGGUGUACGGCAUCAAGGUUCGAUUCCACUGGCUGAAGCGCACGACUUUGGCGUCCUUGUAUGACGUACCCGCCCCAGGUGCCAAUCCACGAAAUAUGUGGAAAGCCUGGGACCCGGAGGUUGCCGUUUAUGAUGUGAACGGCCUGCCACUUGCCGACGGUCAAGUCAUUGAGAUUUGGGGGACCGACAAGGCUGCCCCGCCUAGCGAAAGGAUCCUCAAGUUCCAGUGGGACAUCCUACGGAUGCAUGCUCUAUCUGGGGGUGCAGAUCCAGCCAUAUACGCCCCGGAGUGGGAUUUUGGAGAAGGGGGGAGCAUAAGUGACAUUCCUAGGCCAGAGAAGGAACUUCAUAUCGAAGCGCUCGAAUCGAAACGGACAAUGCAUUGA